AUGCUCAUGCAUGAAUUGAUUAGGGCAAAUUCUAACUGUAUUUUUUGUGAUUUUUGUAAACUUUGGGUUCACCCAAGUUGUAACUUGCUUAAUUCUAAUGACUUCAAAAAACUCACCAAGGAUAACUCAGAUGAGGCAUGGUCGUGUUUAAAGUGUAAUUCUGAAAUUUUUCCAUUCCAGAGUGACAAUACAAUAGACAAGAUUUUUUCUGACGUUAACUCUCAUAUUGAAACCUCUUUUUCAAAUAAUGUUGAUGAUGAAGAUCAACGGUUUACUAAUUGUAAAUAUUAUGAAUAUAACAGCUUUAACUCUACUCUUGAACAACUUUCUUCUUCGGACCUUACACCUAAUUUUUCUUAUUUUCAUCUUAAUACUUGUUCUCUUCCCAAGAAUAUUGAUAAUAUCAACAUUCUUCUGAACUCUCUCAAUAUUGACUUUGAUGUGUUAGGCUUCAGUGAAACUAGACUUAGUAAGUACUCAAUAACACCAAUUUUAAAAGGUUAUAGAGGAUUUCAUAACCUUUCAAGCAGCAAUGCAGGAGGUACUUCCUUGUAUAUUUCUAAUUCGCUAACAGUAGUGGUACGCUCAGACCUUUCAAAUUUGCUCUUUCUUGAAAGUAAAUUAGAAUCAACUUUUGUAGAAAUCUUAGAUAACAAUCGUAAAAAUACCAUUGUUGGGUGCAUUUAUAAACACCCUAAUAUGCCAAUUCCUGAAUUUAUUAAUUUGUAUCUUAAACCCUUCUUUGAAGUAGCUAUUAAGCAAAAACAAAAACUUAUUUUAAUGGGAGAUUUUAAUAUUGAUCUUCUAAAAUGUGAAAGUAACCAUCUAGUUGAUGAUUUCCUGGAUGAACUUUAUUCUAAUUUUUUACAACCAUCUAUAACAUAUCCAACCAGAAUAUCUAAUACAUCUAAAACUUUAAUUGAUAAUAUAUUUACAUCUAAUCCAUUUACAAAAUAUUUCUCAGGUAACAUCAUCACCUCAAUUUCAGACCACCUUCCUCAAUUUUUAAUUUAUUUUGACAAUAGACUUAAAGUCAAGGAUAAUUUAGACACCUAUUACAAGGAUUGGAAAAAUUUAAACAUUAAUGCCACCAAAUUAAAUCGUAUAGUUAAUCUUAUCAGGAACUCAAAAUCAAACUAUUAUAAAGAAUUUUUCUUAAUCAACAAAAAUAACAGUAGAAAAAUUUGGAAAGGUAUAAAGGAUAUUUUAAAUAAUAAAGAUAACAACAGUAGAUCUAGCACUUCUUCCUUAAAAAUAAAUGAUAAAAUAAUCUCUGAAAAAUUAACUGUAGCUAAUGCUUUUAAUAAACAUUUUACUUCUGUUGCAGAUAAAAUUAGAAACCAAAUUCCACAUAACAAUACACACUUUUCAUCUUACCUAAAAAAUAAUAAUAGUAACUCAUUAUUCUUUAACCCUGUAACAAUAGAAGAAGUUUUAAAGAUCAUAAAUAACCUUGAUUUAACCAAAGCAUCGGGCCCAAACAGUGUCCCUAAUCUUAUCUUAAAACAAGCCAACAUAGCAAUUUCUGCAAUAUUAACCAAACGUUUUAAUCUUUCCCUACAACAAGGUGUAUUCCCAAACAUAUUAAAGAUGGUUAGUGUCAUACCAAUCUACAAGAAUAUAGGGACCAAACAUUCAACCACCCAUGCACUAAUUAGUCUCACUGAAACUAUUCGACAAAAUUUAGAUAAUUGUAAGUUUGCAUGUGGAAUCUUCAUAGACCUUCAAAAGGCCUUUGAUACUGUAUCACACGAAAUUCUCCUUUCAAAGCCUGAACAUUAUGGAAUUAGAGGUGUAACAAACUCCUGGUUUCGCUCCUAUCUCAGCGAUAGGGUACAAUAUGUCUCCCUAACUAACACCAAAUCUAAAAAACUUUUUAUUAAACAUGGAGUUCCCCAAGGUUCCGUUCUUGGUCCUAUUUUAUUUUUACUUUAUAUUAAUGAUUUAAUUAACUCAAUAAUUUUUUCAGAAAUUUUUCAUUUUGCAGAUGACACUUGCAUGUUAUAUGCUAACCAUAAUCUGAAAAAAAUGCAGAAGCAUUUAAAUAUAGAUUUAAAAUGUAUAUAUAAAUGGCUAACUGCAAAUAAAAUAGCAUUAAAUGUAGCAAAGACUGAAGUCAUCCUAUUUAGGCAAAGAAAUAAAGCAGUCAACUAUGAUAUAAGGCUGAAAUUAAAUGGAAAAAAACUUGAAUUCUCAUCUCAUGUAAGAUAUCUAGGUAUAUUAAUAGAUGAAUUUCUAGAUUGGGAUUUCCACAUAUCUUAUAUUGGCAAUAAAUUAAGAAAAACAAAUGGAGCUCUUUGCAAACUAAGAUAUUAUGUGCCUAAGGAUAUCCUACUUUCAAUUUACCAUGCAUUAUUUUCUUCUCAUAUUUCUUAUAGUCCGCAAGUAUCUUAUAAAAUUUCUCAACAUUAUUUUAACUUUGAAUAUUAUAAAUCUGCAUUCUCCAGGUAUUUAUUUAAUGUAAAAUAUACAGUUAUCUCACACGAAAUAAAAAUACUACUACUACUAAUCCAAGACAAAGAAUCUCGAGAUAGCCAGAUGUAA
Molecule: messenger RNA, 2544 nt
Organism: Hydractinia symbiolongicarpus
Lineage: Eukaryota; Metazoa; Cnidaria; Hydrozoa; Anthoathecata; Hydractiniidae
Exons: 7
Coding region: 1-2544 (847 amino acids)
Molecular function (GO): catalytic activity
Source: RefSeq, a predicted model, not a curated record